AUGGAUACCCCAAACAAGAACGGUGAUACACCACUACACAUGGCUCUGAAGAACAACAAUUGGGAGAUAGCUGAGCUGCUACUAAGACGAGGCGCUGACCCGAACGCGGCUAACAACAAGGGAUGGACGCCUCUGCACGUUCUCGCCAGGAAAGAAUGCGACGAUGAUGACCUGCCGUGGGCAAAUACGUUCUUCGAGCUUGCUCGAGAUAGGGUGCGAGUCGAAGGUCGGGACGAGAACGACGACACGCCGUUGCACCUGGCCGCGAAUUCCGGCAACGGAGAGUUGACCAAGCUCUUGCUGACGGUAGGCGCUGAUCCGAACGCGGUUAACAUAGAAGGAUGUACGCCUCUGCACGUUCUCGCCAGGAAAAAAUGUAAUUAUCACGUGACGAAGGUGUUGCUGAAUUUUUGCGAUGCCGAGGAUCGGCCCCUGCGGAUCGACGCUCGAGAUAAUGAAGGGCUGACACCGCUGUACACAAGCCUGCUCUAUAAGAACGCGAAGAUGUUUGAAGCGCUGCUGAGACGAGGUGCUGAUCCAAAUCAGCCCGACGAAUGGGGGUGGACACCUCUGCACUACAUCUGCGGAGGUAACAAAUACGACCUGUGGUGGGCGAGUACAAUGUUCAAGUUUGCUGGAGAUAGGGUGCGAGUCGAUGUCCAGGACGAGAAAGGCGACACGCCGAUGCACCUGGCCGUGAGUUCCGACAACGGAGACUUGAUCGAUCUGCUGCUGAGGAGAGGCGAUGAUCCGAACGCGGCUAUCAUGAGGGAAUGA
Molecule: messenger RNA, 777 nt
Organism: Trichogramma pretiosum
Lineage: Eukaryota; Metazoa; Arthropoda; Insecta; Hymenoptera; Trichogrammatidae
Product: ankyrin-1-like
Exons: 1
Coding region: 1-777 (258 amino acids)
Molecular function (GO): protein binding
Source: RefSeq, a predicted model, not a curated record